Lycium barbarum (goji berry) is the source of this 3976-nucleotide messenger RNA. Its product is annotated as pentatricopeptide repeat-containing protein At4g31850, chloroplastic. The transcript has 3 exons. Bases 299 to 3766 code for a protein of 1155 amino acids. The record is from RefSeq and is a predicted model, not a curated record. Gene Ontology annotation, molecular function: protein binding. NCBI's taxonomy places the organism in Eukaryota, Viridiplantae, Streptophyta, Magnoliopsida, Solanales, Solanaceae.
ACUAAAAUAUCUACAUCUUCCUCAAAUCCACCUCAAUUUUCCCUUCCUUUCUCUUUUUUUUUACUCUUUGCUUAAUUUUCAUCCAAGCAAAGUGUACUAAAUUUCAUCCCACAAAUUUAUUUAAAAUAUCUACUUCUUCCUCAUCUCCAACUCCAUAACCAACUAUUGAAGCCAAUUGAAAUUCAGCCCAAAAAAAAAAAGAAAGAAAAAUCAUUUUCUUUCCUCAUGAUUAUACAUUAUUGUUCUCAUGUAACAUUUUGCAUAUUAGUGCUAUAAUAAAUUCACUAUCUUUUUGUCCAUGGGUGUAAUUAUACUUAGUUCCUCAGCAAUAUGCUGCAAUAAUUUCAAUUGUUUAUCUGUAACUGAAACUAGACAAUCUACUAGUACACUACAUUUAUCAUUUAGAGCUAAAUGUUUUAGAAACUUGAAUUUUUUCCCAUGUGAAAAAACUAGGAAAAAACAUGUGUCCGCAAAGUGUUUGAUGAAAUGUUCCAAUGAAUUUUUGUUGGUGAAUGGGAAACCAAGAAAUGGGGUUUCUUCUGAUGAAGUAUUGAGUAGUUUGAAGUCGAUUUUGGAGCCAAAAAAGGCGUUAUCUUUGUUGAAUUGUAAGAAAAUUAGGGGGGAAAAUGUGGGUCCCACAAGGUGUUCGAUGAAAUGCUCGAAUGAAGUUUUGUUGGUGAAUGGAAAACCAAGAAAUGGGGUUUCUGCUGAUGAAGUAUUGAGGGAUUUGAAGUCGUUUUCGGACCCAAACGAGGCUUUAGCUUUGUUUAAAUCCGUAGCGAAUAUGCCUAGAGUUGUGCAUACUACAGAGACAUGUAAUUAUAUGUUGGAGUAUUUGAGGGUUAAUGAGAGGAUUAGUGACAUGGCUGUAGUGUUUGAUUUGAUGCAAAAACAGAUAAUAUAUAGGAAUUUGGAUACUUAUUUGAUUAUAUUUAAGGGUCUUCAUAUAAGGGGAGGAAUACGUGAAGCUCCAUUUGCUCUCGAAAGGAUGAAGAAAGCGGGGUUCGUGUUGAAUGCUUACUCGUAUAACGGGUUGAUACAUUUGAUUCUUCAAGCGGGGUUUUGGCAAGAAGCUUUAAAGGUUUAUAGAAGGAUGAUUUCAGAAAAGCUUAAGCCGAGUCUUAAGACGUAUUCUGCGUUAAUGGUUGCGUGUGGUAAAAGAAGGGAUACUGAAACGGUCAUGAGAUUGUUAAGUGAGAUGGAUGGUCUGGGAUUAAGGCCGAAUAUUUACACUUUUACAAUUUGCAUUAGAGUGCUCGGAAGGGCUGGAAAGAUCGAUGAUGCUUGUGCUAUAUUAAAGAGAAUGGAUGAUGAAGGUUGUGCUCCGGAUGUUGUUACUUACACGGUCCUCAUUGAUGCUCUUUGCAUUGCUGGCAAGCUAGAUAUUGCUAAAGAAGUCUUUUUCAAGAUGAAACGUGGGUCCCAUAAACCUGAUCGAGUGACUUACAUCACUUUGCUAGACAGGCUUAGUGAUCGUGGAGACUUGGACUCUGUAAGGGACUUCUUGGAUCGGAUGGAGGCCGAUGGUUAUAAAGCGGAUGUCGUCUCCUUUACCAUACUUGUUGAUGCUUUGUGCAAAGUAGGUAAGGUCGCUGAAGCAUUUGCUACAUUAGAUGAAAUGAGGGAAAAAGGUAUCUUACCUAAUCUUCAUACUUAUAAUUCAUUGAUUAGGGGCCUGCUAAGAAAGAACAGAGUUAAUGAAGCGUUGGAGCUGUUUGAUAGCAUGGAAUCUCUUGGAGUUGAGCUUACAGCUUACACGUAUAUCCUGUUUAUUGACUACUAUGGGAAAUCAGGUGACCCUGAUAAAGCACUUGAAACAUUUGAGAAGAUGAAAGCUCAUGGAAUCGUGCCUAACGUUGUUGCUUGCAAUGCAUCUUUGUAUAGUAUAGCAGAAAUGGGAAGGCUUGGAGAGGCGAAAAGUAUAUUUGAUGGAAUUAAAGAAAGUGGCUACGUUCCUAAUUCUAUCUCCUACAACAUGAUGAUGAAAUGCUAUAGCAAUGCAGGAAAAAUUGAUGAAGCUAUUAAAUUACUCUCCGAAAUGAUAGAAAGUGGUUGUGAUCCUGAUGUGAUCGUAGUCAAUUCAUUGAUUGACAUACUUUAUAAGGAUGGUCGGGCUAGUGAGGCAUGGGCAAUGUUUUACAGAUUGAAAGAUAUGAAACUGACUCCUACUGUUGUAACCUACAACACUUUACUGGCUGGAUUAGGAAAAGAGGGAAAGAUUCGAGAGGCCUAUGAGUUACUUGAUAGCAUGGCUCUUCAGGGGUGUGCUCCAAACACAAUCACUUACAAUACACUUUUAGAUAGUCUUUGUAAGAAUGGUGAGGUUGAUACAGCCUUGACGUUGCUUUAUCGAAUGAUAGGACCGGAUGUUUUCAGUUAUAACACUGUAAUUUUUGGGUUGGCUAAAGAAAAAAGGGUAACCGAAGCAUUUUUGCUAUUCCAUCAGAUGAAGAAGAAAAUUUAUCCUGACUGUGUAACUGUAUAUGCUCUUAUACCUAUUCUCGUGAAAGAUGGUUUAAUUAAUGAUGCUGUUAAGGUCGUGGAGGGUUUUGUUAACCAGGCAUUGAAUAGGUUAGACAGAUCCUUUUGGCCACAACUGAUGGAAGGUGUUUUGGGUGAAGCUGAAUUAGAUCAUUCCAUUUCUUUUGCAGAAAAACUGGCAUCUAAUCGUAUUUGCAAAAAUGACUUAAUAAUAGUACCUGUUAUUAGAGUUCUUUGCAAGCAAAAGAAAGCCCUUGAUGCUCAUGAACUUUUUGUAAAGUUCAAGAGCACAUUCGGAAUUCGUCCAACGCUAAGAUCAUAUUAUCCUUUGGUUGAAGGGCUUCUGGAUGUUCAUCUUAAAGAAUUGGCGUGGCAUCUUUUCAAAGAGAUGAAAAAUGCUGGUUGUGCUCCGGAUGUUUAUACCUAUAAUUUGUUUCUUGAUGAACUCGGAAAGUCCGGGAAGGUUGAUGAACUUUUUGAGCUGUAUGAGGAGAUGCUCCACAGAGGAUGUAAGCCAAUCGCGAUAACUUACAAUAUUCUCAUUUCUGGUUUGGUGAAGUCUAAUAAAGUAGAGAGAGCAAUAGAUUUGUACUAUGAUCUUGUAAGUUUAGGGUUUACACCUACUCCUUGUACAUAUGGUCCUCUCAUGGAUGGGCUUUUGAAGGUUAAAAAUUUUGACAAAGCAAAGGACUUUUUUGAGGAAAUGUUGGAAUACGGAUGCCGACCUAAUUCCGCUAUCUACAACAUUCUCAUAAAUGGGUUUGGGAAAGCCGGUGAUCUGAUAGCUGCUUGUGAUCUCUUUAACAGAAUGAAUAAAGAAGGAGUUAGACCAGAUUUAAAGACGUACACCAUUCUUGUAGAUUGCCUAUGCACUGCAGGGAAGGUGGACGAUGCUCUGAACUACUUUGAGGAACUGAAGUCAGCUGGACUUGAUCCUGAUUUGAUUUCUUACAACCUGAUGAUCAACGGUCUUGGGAAGUCCGGUAAAAUGAAGGAAGCACUUUAUCUUCUUGAUGAGAUGCAAAGCAGAGGAAUUACCCCUAAUCUUUAUACCUAUAAUACCUUGAUACUCAAUCUUGGGAUUGCUGGUAUGUUGGAGGAGGCUGGAAGGAUGUAUGAAGAACUUCAGCAACUCGGUCUUGAACCCGAUGUUUUUACAUAUAAUGCUCUUAUUAGAGGGUACAGUAAGUCUGGUGAUCCAGAUGGUGCGUAUGCCAUUUAUGAGAAGAUGAUGGUUGGAGGUUGUAGCCCAAAUAGUGGAACUUUUGCACAGCUACCUAAUUAAAGCCGGACUUUUUAGGUUCUUCAAGUGAAACUUGUGAGAGCGAGUACCUAAACUCUGCCUUGGGCUGCUAAGCGAUUGCUUUUGCUGAUCGGACGUUAUUAUUUGAAAAGAGAGGUAGAGUUUAUUCACUCGUUUGCAGCUUUGAGAUGCGUCUGCAAGGUUCUUUGGGCUCUGGUGCGAACCUCAAAGGCUUCGGAUUUCAUUUGUAAG